UUCCCCCUCUGUCAGCCGAGAAGAAAUCCAGGGCUCCAUGAUCAGCUAAGGAAUUUCCAUUUCACUGGCUUGUUGGGUUUCCAGAGCGGGAGCUUGGGGUUCCUAACUCCAAGAACUCUGUUUUCUGUCCGGAUUCUGGAGAGUUCCAGGGAGCAAGCUGUCUCUCGGUCACCUUCCCUGCAUGCUUCUUGGAAAGGGUCAUCGGUCUUACGUAACCAAAGGGCUUGAAUUAAAAGGCUGACCGUUCAUCUGUUCAAACACUCAUCAGCUAUUAAUUGGGCACCUACUUUGCCCACUUCAGGCUCUCGGAAGCACAGCCACUUGCCCACGUUCUUUGGUGUCCUAGCAACCAGAAACUCUCAUCUGAGCUCCGGCCAGGACAAAGGCCAUUUUCUCCCUGACCACUGUGACUUGGAGCCUCCCAAGGCCUCUGAGGACCUGUCCGUGCAGUUCAGGGAUCCCUUGAAAGCCAUUGCUUGUCCCCAAGGACACCGGGAACUCCAGCCCAGCUGACCCCCCGGCAGAAUGAGCUUCUCGCUCACGUUCUCUGAGCUGGUCAACAUUGCCAUCCCGCAGUGCGGGGUGGUGAACUUCAGGGCCCUGCACCACCUGCUCCAGGGCAUCCUGGAGCACAUCCACAUGGCCGAGCUCAAGAAGGUCCUCUCGGGGGACGAGGACUUCCUCCAGACCUCGCAGGAAAUGUUCAUACCCCGGGAAGGAGAUGCCCAGCCCAUCGUCAACCCCAUGAAGAGGGUCAGCAACAUCUUCGACCAUGUGGUGAGCCGCAUCGACAAGAUGGAGAACCAGCUGGCCAUGCUGCAGGAGCUGCCCUCCACUGCCCAGCUGCUGGAGGGCAGCCAGGGCACGGGCCAGCCCGCCCGGGAACUGUGGCACCUGAUCAAGCUCCGGAAGAUGGUGGAGGGCAACGAAGAAGCCACGGCAAAGUCCAUGAAGACCCUGCAGGAUUUGCUCACCGACAUUUGUGCGCUUAAGGUCACCACUGAAACCCUCAGGAAGGAUGUGGACAGGCUGAAGGACUUGUUUGAAACGGUACAGCUAGAAAGGAUGGAUACUCUCUUUGAAGAUUUGAAAGGGCAGAACCGGAAGAUGAGUGCGCUGCAGCGGGAAGUGAUUUCUCUGCAGAAUAAGAUGGCCACCCUCCCCAAAGCCGAGGACUUGGUGCUCUGGAGCAGCCUCCAUGAGGCCAUGUUCACCCCGGAGACUUUUCCACAGGGACCUGCUGCCCCACAGCUGGGGGAUUCUGAGCUGUGGCAGAUCACGGAGCAGCUCCCAGAGACUGUCCUUCCCCAGACCACUGCGGACCACGAUGCUGUCGAUCACACCCAAGUCUCAGAGGCCAUCCAUCACCCCCACUUGUUGGAGGCCGCCUGGCAUGAUGAGGUCCCAGAGCCACUGCAGGAGGAGGUGUCUCCCCAAGCAGUUCUACCUCCUGGGGACCAGGGGCUGGGUGAGCCUCAGGUGCUCGAGCCCGUGCCUGCACCUGCGCCUGAACCUGAGCCUGAGCCGACUCUGGGGCCAGAGCCGGAGCCCGAGCCCGUGUCUGUGCCGGGGCUGGAGCCCACACCUGCACUGGAGCCCAGUCUGACUCCUGGGUUCACACCUGGGCCCCCCAGACCUGAGCCUGCCCUCAGCCCUCAGCCCACACCCCCAGGAUUCUGGCCUAUGCCGCCAGGAGGCUGGCCUCCUGCCACAGGCUGGCCCAGGGCUAGCACUUGGCCUUCCUGGGGCUUAGGCUACCCCCAGCCUGGCCCAGGCCCAUCAGGCCCUCUGCCUGGACAGGUCCGGGGCUUCAGGGCCCCGGCACCUGCUCCAGAGCUCGGCUUGGCUUGGCCUCGUCCACUGUGGUCCCAGUCUCGCCGGGCAGAGAUGCGCCAGCUCCCGACUGUUUCAGAAAAUGAGGAAGAAUAUUACUCCCGCUCCAUGAAAGUCCCUCAGGACAGGGCUCCCAGGGGUGAGACCCCCAAGGAAGCACCCUCUAAGAGUCCCCAGUCUGUCCUUCAACGGCUGAAAACCAGCACUUCCCGCGCAGCAUCUGCUGCUGCCUCCUAUGCAGCUGCCGCCACCGCAGCCGCCAGGGCAGCCGAGGCCGCCGCCAACUUGGUCAAGGAUGCUUCUGCCACUAAAUUGGCCACUGUGGCAAUGACUGUGGCCGCCUCUGGGCCCUUAGGAAUCUUUGCAGAUGUCCUGGGUGCGGGAUCUUCCCGUGGGGCCACAGGCUCUGUGGCCUUCAGCGAGGACAGCGAGAUGGAAGACUUGCAGGAGAUAGACUACAAGGACUUGCCCCCUCUCCCUCCCGAUGCGACCCUGUCCCAGGCCAUGCUGGCUGCCAAACAGGCUGUGAGCCCUGAAGAUAAGAAGAAGGCCGUCAGGUAUUCCAUGAGCCACAUAGCCCAGAUGCCCUUUAGACACGACUCCCUGAAAGAAGAGUUUGCCCAGCUGUCAUCCAACCUGCAGCAGCAGCUGAGUCAUCUAGCUAGUGUGGGCCACUCUUCCAAGCUUGGGAUGACAGUGGACAUGUUGGAAGAAAAGAUUGACAACCUCCACAAAUCCAGGAUGAAGGAGGAGGAACUCGGGAGAGUUUGGGUCCACCAAAUAGAGACGAUGAAGGAUCACCACAUCACGCUGGACAAGGCAAUAGAGAAGCUGCAGAUUCGCCUGGAUGAGUUAAAGAUUAUCCAGGCUCAAAUAAAAAACCUAGAAAUGCAAAAGGCAGACAAAAGUGUGAUGGAGCAGGAGUUGAAAGAGAAAGCUGAAAAGAGUGCCCUGGCAGGCAAGGCAAGCCGGAUUGACCUGGAGACGAUGGCGCUGGAGCUGAAUGAGAUGAUUCAAGGCAUGUUACUCAGGAUUGUGACCCACGAGGAUGACUGGAAGAAGGUUUUAGAGCAGCUGAGUAAGGACCUGAGCACCAAACUGGUCCACAGUGAUUUGGACGAUCUGAAGAAAGACAUGAAUGAAGUCUGGAAGGUAGUCAGGAAGCUGCUGAUUGAAGGCCUCCGAUUUGACCCCGACAGCGCUGCCGGCUUUAGGAAGAAACUGUUUGAGCGAGUGAAAUGCAUCUCCUGCGACCGGCCUGUGGAGAUGAUGACCGGCCCGCAACUCAUCACCAUCCGCAAAGCCCACCUGCUGUCGCGGCUGCGGCCGGCCAGCGCCACCAGCUAUGAGUACCUGCAGCGGCAGCAGAUGAGGGAACAGCAGCGGCUGCAGCAGCUCCAAGACCUUGGAGACCAGGCAGGGAGCCUGGGCUCGCUGGCCCCCCUGCAGGACUGGGGUGGUGGCCCCAGAAGCGACACCGGCCUCAAGUUCAAGUUGCAUGAGCUGUCAACGCUCUACCCCUACGGGGACCCCGAGCUGCUGGACUAUGACACUGCUGAGGUGGACAUCCUGGGAGUUGACGGGAUCCUGUACAAGGGCCGAAUGAGCAGCCAGGUCGGGGCGCGGCCAGUGACCAGCGUGGUGAAGGAGCUGGCAGCUGUGAAGUUUCCGCACCCCCCGACUCGAAACCUGUAUGAGCGCGUGCGCCCCGCUGCCUUAUUUGAUGCCAUCUACCCCUCCCUGCACCCCCGCAGCAGCGUCCCCUCAGCUGCCUCGGGCCCUCACUCCACGAUGCCAGCUCGGCCUCCAUCUCUGCCAACCCGGCCUCCAUCUCUGCCACCCCGGCCUCCGUCUCUGCCACCCCUGCCACUGCUGCCACCAGUGAUGCCAUCUCUGCGGGACCGCCAGCAGGCCCCAGAGCCCGCUAGGCACCUGAGGCCCCUGCGCCUUGUGUCCCGAGCCAGCACGCAGCCUGCCGAGGAGCCUGCCAACCCGACGGUGUCCAAAUGAGGCCAAGCUCUUCCUGACCCAGGUGACUUACCUGUCCACGCCCCCCUCUCUGCCACGGUGGGGACCGGCUGGCAUAGUCCUGGACCCCACCCCCACCCCCAUAUCACAGAUGUGUAUUUUUGGCAACUUCUCCCCAGAAUAAAAUCUUUCACUUUUCUGACUGUGGAUGAGGGUAAUUGGCUCAUGCCCUCUGCAGAGGGUGACUUUGCCUGCCCCACAUGGGUGAGUAGACCUGCUGGUCCCCCCUCAGGCCACCACCCCAGGGUCAGCCUCCCAGACCCACUGUCCAGAGUGACUGUGGCUGAGUCUCAGCAGAGAAUCACAACACACCUUCCCUCUUCCAUCACAUUUCCCACCUUGGCAGAGUCCCGACCUGCCCCAGCCCUGUGUGGUGGGCAGAUCAGGGGUCUGUGGGCAGAGGGGGUGGUGUGACUUGCCCAGGGUCACAAUGCGAGGCCUCAGUUCUCUGGCCCCCCACCCAGGAGGCCAUAUUUCUUGGGUGCUGUACACACGUCUGAGGGCGCUGCCCUCCCUCACCUCUCCCACAGCAGGAAGGGGAGGUGUGGCCCAGGCUCAGGCAAACUGGAGAGUUGGGGGCUCCCGGGAACGUACCCCAUGCCAGGUGUGGUCAGGCUUGUCCCCUGCAGCCUGACACACAGGGAACCAACAGGCACCCAGCCAUGGUUCUCGCAGUCCCUCAUAUCAGUCCCCAUUCGGCCUCUCAAAGCUGCCUUCCCAGCUGUUUCUCAGGUUUACAAACGGAAUCAGUGCUUGAGUUGGUUCCUGCAGCCCAGGGCGAGAGGAGUGAGGCCCAGGUAGGUGACUGUGUAACCAUUUGCAUUCUGACAGGCCUCCUCGGUGCUUUGGAAGGUGGGGAGCUGCAGACCCCCCUGCAGCCAGUCAGGAGCAAUCCCAGAAGACGACGAUCCUGUCCCCCAGUGUGGGAGGGGGUGGGGGCAGGGAGCAAGCCAGCCUUUGGCCUGGUCCUGCAGGCCUUGGAAGCUGGGAGGGAGGUGCUGAGCCUGCUCCUGGGGCAGCUGCCUCCGGAGGGUGGCCCACCCCAUCUCAGCAGGGGAGGGCGCUUGGGGAGCCAACAGAACCAGGGAUGAGGUCAGCAGAUUGGGAAUUCGGAAGGCCCUGGGUCCAGACUCCUCCCCUGCUAGGGGGACCACGGCUCCUGGCCUGAGACAUUGCAGCAGGGCCAGGCUGGACAGGAAGUAGGGUGACCAAUGGCCUGAUCUGCCUGGGAGUGAGGGGGUUCCUGGACCUUUCAGUUUUAAGACUGAGAUGAGUUGGUCAGGUGGAGAGGGAGGCAGGUGGGCUGGCCUGGCAUACGGGGCUACACGAAUGAGCAGGGCAGGAAGGGGAGGGAGAUGCUGCUUGCCAAGCAGAGGGUCCUGCCUCGAGGUGCUGCUGGAAUGGAGAACUGUGUGGUGACUACCCUGCACCCCCAAACCCAGCCCCACAACUCACUGGUGCAAGUGAAGGGGUCACUGAACAUUGUCUCCUUUUCAAAGACCAUGAACUCAUUAACCCUAAGGUAUAAACAACCGACAACAGCAAACGUGUGUCCUGAACAUGAGGAUCUGCACUAGAAAAAGGCACCACCAGUACCCAACAGCAGGCUGCCAUAAGAUAGAAGUUGAGGCUCUGGAGGGAGGGCCUUCUGUGUAGGGACUUGUUAGGGACACUCAAAUCAGCACACACUGGCCCCCCUGUCACCACCAUCUUGGCUGGCUUGACCCCUGACUUUCCAUGGAUUUGGGGACUCUAGGCAGAGACCCUCCAAACACACACACAUAUGCCAGAAAAGGGCUUCUCUUCUCUUUCCCCCUUUCUCUCUUGCUCGUCUUCACCAGGAUCCAGUGAAAAUGACCCCCCCCCCCCCUUCUC
Equus quagga is the source of this 5736-nucleotide messenger RNA. RefSeq names its product chromosome 7 C16orf96 homolog (gene C7H16orf96). The record is from RefSeq and is a predicted model, not a curated record. Lineage: Eukaryota; Metazoa; Chordata; Mammalia; Perissodactyla; Equidae. The coding region runs from base 526 to 3843 and encodes 1105 amino acids. The transcript has 17 exons.